CCGCGCCCUGCGCAGUAGAAGAACCAACCGCAGCAUGGACCCACCGCGCAAGGGUAUCUACCUCUACACGCCCGAGCCCGUGCACAAGCCCGCGAUGCUCGGCAGCGCUGCCUCGUCCACGAGCUCGCAGGAGCGCCGACCCGCGCACUUCGAGUCGACGAACGCGCGAACCAACUUUCGAUCGACGCCGCAAGACCAUACUGCGGGGCCGCACACGCCGCCCGUCGGCAUCUACGCGCUGCAAGACGACCCGAUUCUCGAAGGCCAGGCCGCGGCGCCCCACGGCAACUACGACUCGCGCGAGACCGCCACGUUUUUCAACUCGAUGGCGGUCGUCAUUGGCGCCGGCCUUGGCAUUGGUCUCGGCCUGCUUUUGAGCAAAUUUGAUGUCCCGAAAGACCUCGCGCUCUGGCUCGAGCUGCCCGGCAACCUCUUCGUGCGCGCUCUCCGGUGUCUCAUCGUGCCCAUGGUGUUCUGCACCAUGACGGUCUCGAUCGCCGAGAUCGUCGUUUUGAACAAGACGUCGAUUUUAACGUGGCGCACGGCCGCGGUCCUCUUCUCGACGUCGAUUCUGUCGACGAUGCAAGGCAUGGUCGUCGCACUGGUGUACAAUAGUGUCUUUAACGCCAACUGGCCCGUCACCAACGGCAACGGCACGUCGACCAACGGUAUCGUGCUCGGCCUCCGCUGUGCCAACGGACAGUUUCUCGAGACGCUUGCCGACGGCAGCCUCGCGUGUCUGAGUGCUGCUGCCAACGCCACCGCGCUCUUCACCGUCAAGGACGUCAACAACGUGUUGAGCACCAACUCGGCCUUCCAGGAUCUCUCGCUGACGCAGCAGGUGAUUGCCAUCAUCAACCUCGCCGUGCCCGACAACAUUUUCGCAUCGCUCGCCGACGGGUCGCUCUUGAGCGUGCUUAUGUUUGCCUUGCCGCUCGGUGUCGCCGUCGCCAAGUCCCACAGCGAGGCGCUCGGGGCCGGCAACAACUACCUCCUCAACAUUCUGCGCCAGAGCCGCAACACACUCCUCCUCAUGAUCAACGCCGUGCUCAAGCUCACGCCGUUCGCGGUCUUCUUCCUCUUGACAAGCUCGAUCGUCUCGUACAGCAGCAACACGAGCAACGACAUCGUCUCCCAAGGCGGGUACCUCAUCCUCUUCUUCGUCAGCGGCGUCAUGUGCCACGUCCUGAUCGUCAUGCCGUUGGUUCUCUUUCUGUUCACGCGCCGGAACCCGUACAACUACCUUCGGCAACUCGUACCUGCCUACGUCUUCGCGUUUGGCUGCUCGUCCUCGAUGGCGACGCUCCCGGUCGCGGUCACCGUCGUGCACCAGACGCGCCAAGUCUCGCGCCAGCUCGCACAGCUCAUGAUGUGUCUCGGCACGCCCGUGAACCUCAACGCGCCGGGCUUGUACUACCCGCUCAUGACGGUCUUCAUGGCCAACGUCGCGGGCGUCGGGAGCCAGCUCCGCGGCCCGGAGCUCGUCGUCCUCUUCUUCGUGUCGCUCCUCGGGUGCAUGGGCACCGCGCCGGUCCCGAACUCGGCGCUGGUGAUGCUCAUGACGGUGUGGAAGACGGUCAUGCCCAACGUCGCGCUCCCCGGCGCGUUCGUCUACGUGGUCGCGAUCGACUUUCUCUUGGACCGCAUCUGCACGUCGACCAAUGUCAACGGCAACAUGAUCGUGACGCGCAUCCUCGCCGACUACUUUGACGACUCGUGGGGCAGCGAGACGGGCCCUGCGGAAGCCUAGUUCGUCGGCGUGUGUACUAUAGUGUCGUGUGCAAUGUACUGUAUUUUCUUUGUUGU
Messenger RNA from Saprolegnia parasitica CBS 223.65, 1806 nucleotides. RefSeq lists its product as hypothetical. Lineage: Eukaryota; Oomycota; Saprolegniomycetes; Saprolegniales; Saprolegniaceae. The transcript has a single exon. Gene Ontology annotation, molecular function: symporter activity. The record is from RefSeq and is a predicted model, not a curated record. Bases 35 to 1750 code for a protein of 571 amino acids. Gene Ontology annotation, cellular component: membrane.